Molecule: messenger RNA, 495 nt
Organism: Penicillium pulvis
Lineage: Eukaryota; Fungi; Ascomycota; Eurotiomycetes; Eurotiales; Aspergillaceae
Exons: 1
Coding region: 1-495 (164 amino acids)
Source: RefSeq, a predicted model, not a curated record
AUGUUCUCUCCACGUUCAAUCGCCCUAGGGGCCCUCAGCCUCAUGUUCAUGGGCAGCACAUGCUCUGCAAUGCAAGUCCCCGAAAGUCUACUCCUGAACAGCGUUGCCCAAUCACUCGCACUGCCAAUAUACACUUGGUCUGCCAACGGCACCCACAACGCAAAGGGAUACACCACCGAAAAAGCCGAUGUCGCAGACGUGCAGGGUCUGUUUGAAGACUGCGAAAAUAUCAAUUUGAAUCGGAAGUUGGCUACCAACUUCCGCAGUGACGUUUUCGGACCUGGUGUUAUUGGGUUCUUCUACAAGUGCGAGAAAAUCAGUCAUGAUACCAAUAUGUACUGGUUCACUAUUAGCUCUGGAAACCAGUCCCAGAUUGAUCAGCUCUGUGACCCGAAUCAGAAGUAUCCGAUUGUUUAUGAUAAGCAGCAUGAUACUUGGUUUAUCGAUGAGCCGUUUGAUUGCACUCAACGGACUUCACCUUCUAUCUUGUCUUAA